AUGAGAAGAAUUUCUCCGCGAUCCAGCGGAAUGCAAGCGAAACAUCGAUGUUUCGGUCACCCCAUGAGAAGAACAGACGAGGGGUGGACACUAAAAACAUCUGUAAAUCCCUCGCGAAGCCAAACGUCGUUGAGGAAAUUAAUCAACGAAAUGGCCAGAUGUGUUCAUGGAAUGGAUGAACCAAUUGAGAAAUCACCUGUACGAUCUUCAUGCCUGGAACUAAUAGAGCAACCACCGACGACAACUAAGAGGAUCGGACCACCGGGAACUUCUGAGCUGGAUGGGGCCCUCACGUCACGUGAAGGCGGACCAUCUAAUGUUCACCUUCAGGUUCUUCCCCGACAAACUUGUGGUCUUUACACUCAUACGCAGUUUUUUCAUAACUAUCCAGGGGGAUUUGGGAAACUGAUAAGCUCGAUUUAUGGAGGCGAACUCUUUUUUACCGUACUCCUGAAUCCAAUUUCCAUUUUCAUGACUCAUCAGCAAAAUUUUGCUCAUGAUAGAUUGGCUUUGUAUACUUUCGAUAGUCUCGUGAGGUUCAUCAGAUGUUGGACAAAUGUCAAACUACUUUGGCAGAAUCCGGUGGCCUCAGCGAAGAUGUAUUUCACUCUCCUACCUCAAGAGAAGGUGCCUAUAUGGAGUGUAGGUUUUUUACUGAUCUCUCAUUUUAUCUAUCACCUACCGUCUAGUGUUUAUGACACUAUGCCCCAGCUUAACAACUUGCGCGAGAUGCCAGCUUGUGAAUGCCUUCAAAUUGCUGUGUCCUGAGC
This is a messenger RNA of Cylicostephanus goldi, 770 nucleotides long. NCBI's taxonomy places the organism in Eukaryota, Metazoa, Nematoda, Chromadorea, Rhabditida, Strongylidae. The record is from the annotation of a GenBank genome assembly.